GCAUGGCUCUUCGCUUUCACAGCACUUUCUAUACAUCUUUGCAGUCGCUUCUCAGCUGCCCCACCAUCGCAGCCAAACUCUCUCCUGAUUUUUUUUUCACCUCGAAGUUGCACCGCGUGCAGCUCCUUCUCUCUCUCCCUCUCUGCCGCGUUCAAGGCUGCCCACGUUGGAACCACUCAUAAUAGUCUUCUUCAACGAAAACACGCACACUCGCACGCAAGCACUAUGGCACCAAAGAAGGUCACAGCAAAGCCAUCGAAGGUUUUCUUCUUUGUGCCGAACCUGAUCGGGUACGCCCGCAUGAUGUGUUCCAUCGUGUCUUACCUGGUGGCUCGUGACUACCCGGCUCUGGCUCUGGUGCUCUACACCGCAUCCUUUGUAUUGGAUGCCGCGGAUGGCAUGGCGGCGCGUGCGCUGGACCAGUGCUCGCACUUUGGCGCCAUCCUGGACAUGCUCACCGACCGCGCGUCGACCGCUGGUUUUCUGGUGGUGUUGGAUGGUGUCAUGCAGCCGAUGCCGUACCGCUACACCUUCGUGUUGUCGUCGCUCCUCUUCCUCGACGUGGCCUCGCACUUCUGCCGUAUGUACGCGUCACUUUUCAUCAAGAAGGAGAGCCACAAGGACGUCUCCGACUCCAUCUUCAGCCUGCUACGCAUCUACUACUCAAACCGCCGUGUUAUGGGCGUCUUUUGCAUCGGGCAGGAGUUUGCGUACAUCUUCCUGUACGCCUGGACGAGCUACAAGAGCGUGGCGGUGCUCAACUCGGUGCUGUGGGCCGCCUUCGUUGCCUGCGCCGUGCCGUGCUUCUUGAAGCAGAUCGUCAACUUGCAGCAGCUGAUCGACGGACUUUACCACAUCGCCUGCGUGGACGCCGUGGAGCGUAGCGAGCAGGGCAAGUCUGCGUAA
Molecule: messenger RNA, 906 nt
Organism: Leptomonas pyrrhocoris
Lineage: Eukaryota; Euglenozoa; Kinetoplastea; Trypanosomatida; Trypanosomatidae
Product: CDP-diacylglycerol--inositol 3-phosphatidyltransferase
Exons: 1
Coding region: 226-906 (226 amino acids)
Biological process (GO): phosphatidylinositol biosynthetic process
Cellular component (GO): Golgi apparatus; membrane
Molecular function (GO): CDP-diacylglycerol-inositol 3-phosphatidyltransferase activity
Source: RefSeq, a predicted model, not a curated record